Ascoidea rubescens DSM 1968 is the source of this 2631-nucleotide messenger RNA. RefSeq lists its product as uncharacterized. The transcript has a single exon. The record is from RefSeq and is a predicted model, not a curated record. The coding region runs from base 367 to 2316 and encodes 649 amino acids. Lineage: Eukaryota; Fungi; Ascomycota; Saccharomycetes; Ascoideales; Ascoideaceae.
UUGACCAUCUGGUGGAGACUAUCAGCUCCUGCUACUUCUCACCACCAUCGCUCUGAGACCUCUCGCAAUCUCACGUCAAACCCAGCUGAAACAGCUCGAGAAGCACAGCCAGCACAGUCUGUGUCCAGUCUCUGUCUCCAUUCUCUUCUUACUCUGUGUGUGUUCUCUUCUCUCUUCUCUCUUCUCUUCUCUCUUCUCUCUUCUCUCUUCUCUCUUCUCUUCCUCCUCCCCCUUCUCUUUCCACACCCUCCACGCUCCAGAUUAUUAAUCCUUCCCUGAACCUUAUUUCCCAGCUCAGAAAGUAUAAAUACCCUUCCUCUAUCUCCCUCUUUCUUCUUUCUCUUUCUUUCCCAUCUUCUCACCACCAUGAGUUCUGCCACCUUCUACAACAGACCUGACGCCAAAGACGACGACCUCUGCUUCUCUCUGUCCUCUAUAGCUCCUCCUGCUGCCUCCUCGCCCUUCCAUCCCACCCUCGACAUCCUGGACUCCUCCAGCAAUCCCACCACCACCUCCACCACCUCCAGCCUGCCUGUCUUUGCUAGCUCUGACACUGUCGACUCGACUCACUUCAAUUACUUCAACAUCCCCAGCUCUCCCUUCACACACGCCCACUCCCCCUCCACCUUCACCAACUCCUACAACUCCUACAACGCUUAUCAGCUCCAGCAAAACCACAACCGGUACCACGACCAGCUUCUUACUCCUUUCACAAAUAAUUCCCUCGCCAAAAAGUACCACAUAUUCAACGAAUACGCUGAUCCAGACAGCUACGCAAAAACCCUCUUCAACCACAACGACAUCAACAACCUCAACAGCUCCGAUCUCAAUUUGAGCUUUUUGAAACCUCUAACCCCUCCAACCGACUCCAAUUUCAAAUUAAACAUCUGUGAUAUCGACUACGACCACACUUACGACUUCAAUUACAACGACAACCUCAACAACAUCAACAACAUCAACAUCAACAAUGACUUGUCUCUCUACAUGAACAUUUCCGAUCCAGAUUACAAUCUAGAUAUAAAUGACGAUUUCAGUGAUGACGACGACGACGAUAUCGACAUUGACAUGGAUAUUGACACCCACAUUGAUAAUGAAAUCAAAAAUAACAUAAAUAACAUAAAUAACAUAAAUAACAUAAAUAACUCAAAUGAUAUAAAUAUCGAAAAUAAUUCAAUUGAUUUUGACAACUAUAUAAAUGUCAGCAACAAUACUACGACUGCUAAUAAUAAAAAUGGUAAUGAAGAAGAAGAAGAAGAAGAAGAAGAUGAUGAUGAUGAUGAUAAUGAUAAUGAUGAAAACUCAGCUUUUCAUUUCUUAAAUACUUCCAAUUUAGAUAUCUCAUUCGACAGUUCUAUUAACGAUAAUCUAUCCAAUGCAAAUAUAUCAGAUUUCAAUGACACAAACUCCAUCAAAUCCAUAAACUCAUCCUCAAACCAUUCCUACUCCCAUUCUCAUUCCUCGGUCUCUUCAAUCUCUGACUACUCCUCCUCUUCCUUUUACGACAACGAGUUUUCUCCAUCCUUUGGCAACAGGAAAAAGAACAACAACAAAAAUAACUCGUCUUUGAGAUCCAUUUCUUCCCCAUCCUCUCCCUCCUCUCCCUUUAUCAACGCUUUUCCUAUCUCAAAGCAAAACAAACCCAAUUCGAAAAAUCAAAGAAAAAACCGUCGUUCAUCUUCUGCUCCCUUAACAAAUAACUCAAACCCAAUAUCCAAGUCUCUUCCCUCCUCUUCAAACAUUCUCGCUUCCAACUCAAUUAUCCACUCCAAAUCAAGAUCAAACUCAUCGGUCAUAAAUACUCUUUCCUCCAUGAACACAGAACACCAGUGCCACUUGAAAAACCCAUUGACUGGCAAAGAAUGUUUGAAAUGCUUCUCAAGACCUUACGAUUUGAUUAGACACCAAGACACCAUUCAUGCUGAAAAAAGAAAAAUCUUCAGAUGCUAUCUCUGUGAACAAGAAUACAAAUCCUACUUGAACCAAAUUCUAAAAAAGAGCAGCAAUGUCAAUAUCAGUAUCAACGUAAACGAUAAUGAUAAUGAUAACGAUGACGAUAACGAAAAUGAAAAUGACAAUGACAAUAACAACUACACUACUUACACUACUACUUGCACUAACAAUGAUAAUCACUACACUAACACUACCUUAAUUCCAAACUCAAAAACCUCAAAGAAUAAAGUUAAACCCAUACAUCCCCCAAAAACUUUUAGCAGAAAUGAUGCUUUAAGCAGACACCUUCGUGUGAAACAUGGUCUAAGUGCCAUCGAUGCCUCUGAAGCUAUGAAGUAUGCUAAAGAACAUGUUGAAUACGUUUGAAUUCAUUUCUCCUUCCAAACUCCCCCAAACUUCUCUAGUCUCGUCCAGUCUCGUCCAAUCUCACUCAUACUUACUCAUACUCAUUUAACUUUAUCCAAAUUCAUUAAUCUCAUUUAUAAAUCAUUCUUUAUUUCUCUAUCUCUUUAUUUUUUCACUUUUCUCAUCAUUUAUUUCCUUAUGUUUCCCCAUAUUUCCUCAUAUCUUUGUAUGUUUUUAUUUUUCUUUUUAGUUUCUCUUCGAUGGUUUUCAGGUUCAGUAAAAUUAAUGGACACUUUCUAAAUUGUCGUCUCAAUUAACAUUUUGCGUUGGUUGGUU